This is a messenger RNA of Cyprinus carpio (common carp), 3280 nucleotides long. Its product is annotated as WAS/WASL-interacting protein family member 1-like. The transcript is spliced from 9 exons. Gene Ontology annotation, molecular function: actin binding. The record is from RefSeq and is a predicted model, not a curated record. Lineage: Eukaryota; Metazoa; Chordata; Actinopteri; Cypriniformes; Cyprinidae. The coding region runs from base 247 to 1704 and encodes 485 amino acids.
CACUGUGUGCAGAGUUUGACAGAUGUUUAAGCUCAGCUCGAGGCAGUCGCACACAUCUGGAAACGUUUCAUCACAGACGAAUGUCCCGGAUAAAGGGAACGAAGAGUCUGUUGUGUUGGUGGAGGAAGAAAUACUGGAUGCUUUAUGAUGAUGAUCGUUGCUGCAUUUGGUUCGUAAGCGCAGGACGCGGAGAAAAAGACGCAAACCACCGGACUCAGUGAGAGGAGGUGACAACAAGGAGAAAAAAUGCCGGUACCUCCUCCACCUCCCCCUCCGCCACCCCCCACCUUGUCUCAGGCAAACACUGAGAAGCCCGUCUUGAAUAAAUCGGAGCAGCAAGGCAGGAAUGCUCUACUGUCAGACAUCAGCAAAGGAGCAAGGCUAAAGAAGGCAGUUACCAAUGACCGUAGCGCCCCCGUACUUGACAAACCCAAAGGUGGUGGUGGAGGAGGAGGCGGGCCUGGAGGAGGAGGAGGUGGGGGUGGAGGAGGGGGAGGGUUUGGAGGUGGAGGCGGAGCUCCAGCUGGUCUGGGUGGGCUCUUCCAAGGAGGCAUGCCAAAGCUACGUUCGACACGAGAUGACUCCAGUAAUGUCAGGCCUCCACUUCUGCCACCUGGUGCUCGUAGCUCUGGUCCACGGCCCUUCGGAGGAGGAUCUGGCCCCGCUCCUCGUCCACCUCUGCAACGCAGUGAAUCUGUUGACCCCCCUCGCCCACGAAUGACCCCACCGCGUCCUGAAACACCUGGAGGACCUCCUCCACCUCUUCCAAGUGCCCCACGGCCCUUUCAGAGUGGGGCACAGAGCAGGGGACCACCCUCACUUCCAGGGACUCCUCGUCUUGGUUCCGCACCAACCCCUCCACCUCCAAACCCUCCUGGGCGACAGCCUGCACCUCCACCGGUGCCAGCUGCAUUUGGUCGUCCUCCUACCAUUCCUUCGCCCUCAGCUGGUCAUGCUGGACGGCCUCCUCCUCCCCCUGCACCUGGUCGAGGUGAUGACCGUCCUCCACCUGUUCCCCCUGCAAACCGUUCUACUUUGCCACUCACUCGGGACAGCCCGCCCCCUCCACCUCCACCAUCAGCAAGUAGUAAACCAACUCCCCCUCCAGCUCCUGCCUCUCUGCGGCCACCUGUUAGUGCAGCACCUCCUCUGCCUCCAGGACGCCCAAACCCAUCUACUCCUGAGGAGAAUACACCACGCCUUCCUGAACGGAACCUGUCACUUGGCUCGCAUCCUCCUGCCCCUCCACCUGGGCGAUCCGGACCCCUUCCUCCACCUCCUUCUGAGAGACCGCCCGCAUUGGGCCGGAAUGCAGGUGGACGAACAGGUCCUCUUCCACCUCCACCUCUUUCUGGCCGUCCAGGAGGAGGAAGUGUGAGGUCAUCACCAGCCCCUCCUCCGCCAAACAGACCAGGUGUGGAGCCUCACCGUGGUGGCAGUAGACCACCGCUACCACCAGACAGACCCUCCUCUGGACCUCUGCCCCCUCCUCCCCUUCCUAUGGGUAAUGGAUACCACAAUCAGGGACAUCAUAUAGAUGAGUGGGAAUCACGCUUCACGUUUCGACCUGUAUCGGAUCUUCCACCCCCAGAGCCCUACAUUCCCUGUCAGAAGACCUAUCCUAGCAAAUUGACCAGGAACGAAAGCCGAGGUUCAGGAAAGAAAGAGCGAGGUGCACCUCCCCUGCCCCCCAUACCUAGGUGAAAGAAACUGUUGUCUCAGGGCCUGACAAUCCUUCCCAUACCAAAUUAUCUUAUUUUCUCUGGUACUGUCUGUUUUUUGAUAUUUUUCUGCCAGAGUCAUUCAUUAAAAAAAUGUUAAAAGAACUAUAAAAAUAACAACAUAUUGUGUUAUAUUACAGACGGCAUAUCUUUUAUAUUAUUUUGUUUUUGUUUGCUUUAGAGAUUAAUACGUAAUGGCUAUUAUGAGUAUGUCAAGUGAUGAGCUCUACAUUGAUACUACAGCUAAUUUUUACUUUAUUUUUUAGUAUUUUUCUCAGUAUGAUGAGUUGUUGCAGCAUUUCAUUGGCCUUCAGGAGAGUGUGAAUGUUCGGCUUUUUGGCUGUUAUGUCUAUGUAUUCUUGCUAUUGCAGGUGCACUUAUGUCCUUGUCUCAUACAGAAUAUUAUAUUUUGAGAAAAAGUGCAACAGUUCUCAUGAAAGCUUUUUGGUGCGUUUUGGCGCCCCCUACCUUCCUGUUUUCAUACAACACAGUAGUUAUAUAGCGCUGACAUUUCAAGCCCCCAAAGGUAAAAUGUCAGGUUGCUAGAACAAUAUCAGACUGAAAAAGUCACUUAAAAUAUUAACAGAGUGUGUGUGUUUGCUUUAGUACCAGUAUGUGUUGCAGUCUGUCAGUACUCUAUGUUGCAGAUUGAUUUGUUCACACAUGGAGUCUCUGAUGUGAACAUAGCAAGGACUGAGGACAUUAAAGGGAAAAUGUAGAUGUCCUUUAUUAAAGACUAUUUAGAUCAUCCCCCAUUUAAACAAGCCUGAGAGCUGACAUUGUAUAGGUGAUACUGAUCUUUAAAUGAAAGAUGAUUUGCUUUAAAAUCCUAUGCAAGUGCGUUUCUGUGUAUUGAGAUUGUAUCUGUGUUGAUGUAAGCCAAAAAGCCAAAAAUAUGUUUAAGAAGUGUUGUAUUUUAUGAUAUACAUAUGCACUUGCUGGCUUCGUUAAUGUUAGCUCAGUAUUAUGAUGCCUUAUGGAUAUUUCUCAGAUGUGUGCUGUUAUAUUUGCCUAAAGCGCUUGACUAAAAGUAUAUUCAAAAAAGUUUAUCAUACCUUGAAUUACAUUUCAUUUGUUUUCUUCAUUUUUAUACUGAUAUAAAUUCAAGAAUUCUAGAUUCAAGAAGCCAAACAGUGGCUUGGUUUAUGCUGCCUUAUGUUUGUUUACAUGAAGAGAUGACUUACAAAGGCCUUUUAAUGAAACAUUAAAAAGUAAAAUUCCAGUGAUGUAUGCAAUGUAGCAUCACUUUUGAACCAUCUUGAAUUUAUUAGAGAGGAGAGAGAUGAUUGCACAGCCAAAAAGGAACAAUAUUUGCCACCAACAUUAUUAGUAAUAAUAAAGUCCUCUGAUUUAUGUUACGUUAUAUCUUCAUUUGGUACUUUAGAUUUUCUCUUUGUGUCUGUUGAUGCACAUUUCAUACAACAUAAUAUGUUGUUUAAUUUGCAUUUACUUUAUUACAAACAGUCUUUGCUAUUCUGAUGUGCCAAAUAUGUUGUUUUCGAAAUAAAUAUGCAAGUGAAGCUGGAUUUUUCCUUUCAUUAAAAUAACGCAUUUCAGUA